AUGGAAGUGGAAUUAGAGGCCUAUGAUCUUAACCUGGAGCUAGCACUGCAGCCGAUGUCUCCGCCUGAGCCACAACGGUUCUUCUCCUGCCACUACUGCAACAGGAAGUUCUACAGCUCACAAGCGCUGGGCGGCCACCAGAACGCUCACAAGCUGGAGAGAAGCCUUGCGAAAAGGAGAAGGGAGAUGCCCACCGCAGUCGGCCCGCAUGCCGGCAUGAGUCUUGCGGGAGUUGGUGAUGGCUCGGCCUUUGGCCGGCAUAGCAUGGUGGAGUUCAUGAAAGAACACUACUCCCGCCAUGAUGUCGGUCUCGGAAAGGUGACGACCGUAGCUUGGAGGGAGACCACCGAGCAGAAAUGGUGGGGGUUUUACGGACCUUUGGAGGACAAAGGCAAGACUGCGGAGGAGAUAGACUUGUCGCUGAAACUAUGA
Musa acuminata AAA Group (dessert banana) is the source of this 432-nucleotide messenger RNA. RefSeq names its product zinc finger protein 4-like. The record is from RefSeq and is a predicted model, not a curated record. Bases 1 to 432 code for a protein of 143 amino acids. The transcript has a single exon. Lineage: Eukaryota; Viridiplantae; Streptophyta; Magnoliopsida; Zingiberales; Musaceae. Gene Ontology annotation, biological process: negative regulation of abscisic acid-activated signaling pathway.